UAAAAACAAAGGAAAUAUGGAGAAUACAAACUAUUUAAAACGAAGGUUUAGAAGCAGUGGAUCACUUGACAUGAGGGAUACAAUGUCGAGUUCUUAAGGGUUUUUUAGUACAAAUAAACUAUUUGUUAACUAAUAAGGAUUAAGUUCCAACAUUUCUUCAUCAACCUUACAACAUACGGCUCUCCAAUAUUCCUUUCCUAGAGCCCAUAGGUUUAAUUCAUAAUCAGAAUAUAAUAUUUCAAAUUUAGAACUUCCGAGUUAAUUGGGAAGCAAAACAACUUCCUAAGGAUUUGGGGGAAGAAUAGAAAACUUCCAAUGGGCAUGGCAAGAAACAAACGCAAAGGAAAUGCCAAGUCCCGACAGAUAUGAAGUAAGAGAAAUUCCUGGGAAAGAUAAAUUAAAAAGGUCUUUCGGAGGCCCUUGGGAAUUAUACUCCAAAACAUAUCUGCCCUAUAACAAGUACCAAGCCCCAGAAGUUGCCAAAUUUCUUCCUGGUAAUUAUACAUGCUUCAUAAGAGGUCCGGGAGAAUACAGAGUUAGGAAAGAUUUGGGUUAACAUAGAUAUAAAUUUCUAUUGAAAGGGAAGGGCAAGAUGAUGAAUGAUAAUCCAGAUAACGGAGUUCCAGGCCCAGAGGCUUACUCUCCUACCACAAAACUAACCUCACCGUCUCGAUUCAAAGUAAGAUGUAUAUCUUAUUUUUUAGGAUAUCACUUAAGGGAUAGGUGAAAAAAAAGAUCCCUUUCGAUCAACUAGUACAACACCAGGUCCUGGUAAAUAUGAAAUACCAUCCGUGUUCUCGAAAAAACUUAGAGUAAGAGGAGGGGAUAAACGGGCUUUUAUAUGAUAAUUAAUAAUAACCUAUUUAAAAGAAAUUAUUUUAAUA
Paramecium octaurelia is the source of this 884-nucleotide messenger RNA. The record is from the annotation of a GenBank genome assembly. Lineage: Eukaryota; Ciliophora; Oligohymenophorea; Peniculida; Parameciidae.